Molecule: messenger RNA, 1428 nt
Organism: Rotaria sp. Silwood1
Lineage: Eukaryota; Metazoa; Rotifera; Eurotatoria; Philodinida; Philodinidae
Source: the annotation of a GenBank genome assembly
AUGUCCAAUCAAAGCAAUAAUAUUACUAGUAUAUCAAAAUUCGUCGCUUUUGAACAAUAUAUGUCAAUAUAUGGACCAUUUGUAUUGACAUCUCUAGGAAUAAUUGGUAAUAUUCUUUCAAUAUUAAUAUUUUUAUCUCCUCGAUAUCGUCGUCAAUCAUCACAUUUUUAUCUUCUAUCUCUUGCUAUAUCUGAUCUUUGUUUUCUUUGUAUAAAUCUUAUUGAAGAUACAUUUCGUAAUCAUAAUGAAUUAUAUCAAUCACGUAUAAAUAUUCUUGAUCAUAGUUCACCUAUUAUUUGUAUAUUUGUUCAAUAUGCAAGAAAUACAACACGUUUAUUAUCAUCAUGGAUAGUUGUUUCAUUUACAAUUGAACGUCUUCUUGUUGUAUAUUAUCCAUUAAAACGAGUUAUUAUAUGUCGACGUAAAAUAGCACGUUUAGUUGUUCUCUCUUUAUUUAUUAUGAGUCUUUUAAUUAAUAUAAAUGUUCCAUUUCAUUAUGGAAUAAUUAAUUUAUCAAAUCAUUUUCAAAUUGAAGAAACAAUCUGUGAUAUAUUACCACAAUAUCGUUCAAUUUAUAUGAGAUUUGCUAUAAGUGCAAUGGUUACAGUUUAUUUAUUACCUAUGUGUAUUAUAAGUCUUGUUAAUAUGCUAAUUUGUUCUAAACUUUGGAGAAAAAGUUUAUUAACAGAAAAAGAUGAAAAUCAUGAAAUAUUUAAACAAAGACAGAAAAUAAAAAAUUCUCGUCGCUUAGGUAGUUUAUUAGGUUCAUUUUCACGUUCGCAUCUAUCAAAAACUUCAUCAAAUGCUAUAAACCGUGUUCAACAAUGUCAAACACUACGAUUAUCUGCAUUAAAUAAAUGUCAAUCAAUCGGAUCAUUGAUAACAUCUGAAGCUAAUACAACACAGGUUAAUAGUAAUUUUUGGCCUGAUAGACGACAAAAUCAUUCUAAUUCUCAUUCAAUUUCAAAUCCAUCAUUUACAUAUACAGCACAUACGAAACAAUCUCCAACAUGUGUUAAAAAUUAUAUACAAUCUCGAGCAAAUCGUGUUACUGUAACACUUUUACUUGUAUCAUGUUCAUUUUUAUUAUUAAAUUCUCCAUAUUGUGUUGUAUGGCUUGCUAAUUAUGUUCAUGGAUUUCGUAUUGCAGCAUUAAAAUCAAUAAAAGAACUAACAGAAUUAUUUAUGUUAACUAAUUUUUGUAUAAAUUUUUUAUUAUAUUGUGCAAGUGGAAAAGUAUUUCGAAAUGAAUUAAUGUAUAUACUUCGAUGUCAAUGGAAAGAAUUAUAUAAUAGAAAUGAAGGAGAUCGUCGAGGAAGUUAUAAAUCUCGUCCACAAUAUAAUAUACAAUUACAAGAAUCACAAAUAAAACGUCGUACAACAAAUGGUGUUGUUAAAAAACAAAAUUAUUAUCCAUUUAAAAAUUAA